GGCAGAUUCAGAUUGGAAGGAAACUACGAGGUGUCCUUCUCGUUGUCGUUCCGCCGGGAAACUGUUAGCCUAAUAGCGCAGAAGGAGGAGGGAGAGAAUAGAAAUGCAAACAAUAUCAGACGGGGAUAAUUGAAAAGGAAAACUCUCGAAUCGGAAGUUGAAACCCUCUCUUCUGUCUUCUCGAUUGAUUCGGCAUCAUAAUGACCGGAGAAGGAGAAGGCAGGGGCCUCGCCGCCGCCGGCAACCCUAACAACCCGCUCUACUACGGGACUUUUCAAGGCGUCGCCAAUUACUACCCGCCUUCUGCUCCUCCGCCGUUUACACAACAAUCCCAGCCUGCCGUCGGUUUCGUCCAGCCGAUCGCCCCUCUUCGUGGCCCCGUCGUGAACCACCCUUACUAUGCACAUGGAUACCACGCCAUUGACACCGGUUAUGUGAUUGCAGAGGGCAGGCCUUUAAUUAGGGAAUUUCCCCUCCCUUGCUGUGGAAUGGGCAUGGGAUGGUUCUUGUUUAUUGUUGGCUUCUUCUUUGGUGGCAUUCCUUGGUACAUUGGGGCAUUUGUUCUACUAUUCGCACAAGUGGACUACAGAGAGAAGCCUGGAUAUGUUGCGUGUGUGAUAGCUUUCUUGCCAUGAUUGCUGUUACGCUUGGGGUUACUAAAGGAGCUAACACCUGGUGAAGACCCAAACGUGGAGUUUGCAUGUUCUACAGAGUGAUCGACUCGUUUAUGCAGUUUACCAUUCAGGUUACUUAUUUGAAAGGUGGUAUAGCCGUGGUGGAAUCAUUAUGUUGUGCAGGGGGGAGAUGUAGGAUGGCCGAUGGGUGUUUGGCAAUAUGGAACUAUUUUUUCAUGUGUUAACUGAUGGUUGUGGCAUCGAUCAUCCCUGUAAAUUUUUUACUUAAACUAGAAGGAAUUGGGCUGUAUAUCAGACAUCAGUCACUGUUGAUUGGCUGUAUAUUGAUGCAUUACUUGAUCAAUGAUGAUUACGUUUCCCUUCUCUUUCUUUGGUUUGAAUCACUGAUUUUCAGGCCCCUUAAUCGGUGUCGAUUAAUAGUUCA
Molecule: messenger RNA, 1059 nt
Organism: Linum tenue
Lineage: Eukaryota; Viridiplantae; Streptophyta; Magnoliopsida; Malpighiales; Linaceae
Source: the annotation of a GenBank genome assembly